Molecule: messenger RNA, 2117 nt
Organism: Labrus mixtus (cuckoo wrasse)
Lineage: Eukaryota; Metazoa; Chordata; Actinopteri; Labriformes; Labridae
Product: calreticulin-like
Exons: 9
Coding region: 120-1379 (419 amino acids)
Biological process (GO): protein folding
Cellular component (GO): endoplasmic reticulum membrane; endoplasmic reticulum
Molecular function (GO): calcium ion binding
Source: RefSeq, a predicted model, not a curated record
GGCUCGCUGAGUAGCUGUUGAAAUUCUCAGGUUACAUUUCCUCGUCGCUCUUUAUCAAGCUGAAUCCUCCUCGGUUCUCCUCUCUGUAGCUCCCCGACCCCGGACCCGAAGCAGCCGACAUGAAGCUCCAUUUGGCGACCCUCGCACUCUUUGCAUCGAUACUGGUCCCCCUCGACGCCACGGUGUACCUGAAGGAGCAGUUCCUGGAUGGAGACGGAUGGCAAAGCCGGUGGGCCGAGUCGAAGCACAAGUCUGACUACGGCCAGUGGAAACUGAGCGCCGGAAAGUUCUACGGGAACGCCGAGGCGGAUAAAGGUCUCCAGACCAGCCAGGACGCACGCUUCUACGCCCUGUCCACUAAGUUUGAGGCCUUCAGCAACGAGGGGAAGCCUCUGGUGGUCCAGUUCACCAUCAAGCACGAGCAGAAGAUCGACUGUGGAGGCGGGUACGUGAAGAUCUUCCCCGCCGACCUCGACCAGAGCGACAUGCACGGAGACUCGCAGUACUACAUCAUGUUUGGUCCUGACAUCUGUGGGUACAGCACCAAGAAGGUCCACGUCAUCUUCAACUACAAGGGUCAGAACCACCUCAUCAAGAAAGACAUCAAGUGCAAGGACGACGAGCUGACCCACAUGUACACCCUGAUCCUGAAUCCAGACCAGACGUACGAGGUGAGGAUCAACAAUGAGAAGGUGGAGUCCGGCUCCCUGGAGGAAGACUGGGACAUGCUGCCCCCCAAGAAGAUCCAGGACCCAGAUGCCAAGAAACCCAGCGACUGGGACGACAGUGCCACGAUCGACGACCCCAGUGACACCAAGCCCGAGGACUGGGAACAGCCAGAGACCAUCACUGACCCCGAUGCCAAGAAACCUGAGGACUGGGACGAGGACAUGGAUGGAGAGUGGGAACCUCCUAUGAUCUCUAACCCAGAGUAUAAGGGCGAGUGGAAACCCAAGCAGAUGGACAACCCGGACUACAAGGGCGCCUGGGUCCACCCCGAGAUCGACAACCCGGAGUACAGCGCUGACGCUGCCAUGUAUAAGUUUGAUAACAUCGGAGUGCUCGGCCUGGAUCUGUGGCAGGUCAAAUCUGGAACCAUCUUCGACAACUUCCUGAUCGCCGACGACGUCCAGGAAGCCGAGGAGUUUGGGGAGAAAACCUGGGGAGUGACUAAGGGACCAGAGAAGAAGAUGAGGGAGGAGCAGGAGGACUUGGAGAGGAAAGUGAGAGAGGAGGAGGAGAAGAGCAAGAAACAGGACACUGAAGACGCUGAGGAGGAAGGAGGAGAGGAGGAAGAGGAGGAGGCAGACGAAGAAGAAGAAGGGGAACAGGACGAGGAGACGGAGGAGGAAGACAAGGAGAUCAAAGAUGAGCUGUAGAGGAGACGACUGGUGGACUGCAGCUUGUUCUUUGCAGAUUAAGGAGAGAAAAUCAGCGACAGCCCUAAUGACACUGGCCUUUCAUACAGCAGCCUUUUAUUCAGGUGUGGGGGGGAGGGAGGCGUUGAACGCAGGGUCAGGUCAGAUCUUUUUUUUAUUUUUUUUUUAUUGAUUCCCUUGUUGCUUUUUUUUCCCCCAGCCUCCAAAUUCGAAAAGGGACAAAGGGGUUUACAUGUUUGUGUUUGUGUCUUCUUGGGUUCAGAGUUUUAUAAUUGAAUGUGAUUUACGGAGCGUGGUCAGUCGGACGCCGUGUGUAUGUGCAGUUACAGGGAGCCCUUUACUUUUAUUACUGCCUUUUGUUGGGAUGACCAGUAAAUUAAGGGUUCUGUGUCGUCUGGUUCUUGCACUUUUAUUUCUCCCGUGUGAUGCAGAACUGCUUUUUGUUUUGAGCCCCUCAUAAUUUAUUCAAUCUUCGGUUCCCUUAAAUCAGCUCACACUCUGGAUGUGUCCUUCCUGCAGCCGAGCGAGUGGUGAGUGUACGCAAUGAGACUGCUUCAGACAAACUGUGAUUUAGAGUUUCUCAUUGAUCUUGUGAAUGAUCGACGGUCCUGUGGGUGCAGUGAAGCUUCUCACCACAAGGAAACUUGUUUUUCACAGUCGCUCUGGACGUGUGAAUGUUUGUUUCAGUUUGUCAAAAAAUAAAAAUGUAAUCUGCACAAGGCAGAGCCCGGGAUGACA